GGGCAACUGAGGUGAAAAAACUGGCAAGAUUUACUCAAAAGGAGGCACCGAGCAUCUUCCUUCAGGGAGCAUCAUGGAGAACAUCCACGAACUACAGCACCCGCUUUUGGCCAAAACACCCGGGAAGGUGGCCCUCCAGAGUGAGGUGGCAAGCCAAGCUGGUCACCAGGAACACUCCAGGCCGUUUUACCGCCAGGCGUUGCACGACUUCCAUUGGUUCCAUCAGCCUGGCUCCGUUCUCACCAACCAGCUCUUAGACCCUGGCAGCCUGCAAAGGACGGUGGGGCCGUACCGUCCUUCCGACCCAGCGUUGUACCCCGAGCGGUGGAAGCCAAACCACCCUCAGGGCUGGAAGAAGAAAGAUUACAUCGAAACGGCCUUCGGGGACAGCAAACAGGCCGGAGAGUUACCCCGGAAAGUGGCCCUUGAGAAGGACAUUCACACAGUCUGUUACGAAGUGGGCGAUGCAGAGGGGCUGGAUCUCGAGAACGACUCCUCGAGCGACAGCGAUACGGAGAGCGAGAGCAGUUUCUCUACACUGCUGCCGCAGGAUUACCUUGGCCUGGCUGUCUUCUCUAUGCUGUGCUGCUUCUGGCCACUAGGCAUCGCUGCCUUCUACCUGUCCCAAAAGACCAACAAGGCGUCGGCGAAAGGAGACUACCCCAGAGCGUGGACGGCUUCCCGACAGACCUUCGCGUUGGCCGUCCUGUCCAUCAUCCUCGGGAUCUGCACCUACGUUGGGGCGGUGGUGGCCCUCAUCGCCUAUCUCUCCAACAAAGCGCCAACAUAGGGCGGCCCCCCUGCCAGCCCCACGGGACAGAGAUGCGUGCCCUGCUCCCCCUGGUGGCCGGGGCGGGGAGAGCAGAGGGGGAGACGGCCAAGACGAGAUGGAGAAACUGCACACCUCCAAAAGCUGAUUCAGCUUCAACGCAGCGACCGAAGCAGGAAACGGCUGUGGAUUCGGUUGCGAAAGGCAGGACCUGAACUCGGGGUUGGUCCCUUGCUAAGUUUCGGAGGGGAGGGGCAGGGCGAAGGGCAGAGGUGGAAAGGGACCAAAUCUGACCAGGUACUGCCUUCCCCUGGCCUCAAGGACAAAAGUUUGGUCUGGGCAGUUUUGCUUUCAACAGCCACCCAGUUCGGGGAGACACCGACUCCGCUCUCCCCACCCUGAAGAGACAGACAUGGACUACUAUCAAGCUGGGCAUGUAACGGAACCAGGACCUUUGGUGUUUGGGACUGUCCCCCACACACAGUGCGCACAUGUGUGGGGGGGUUACCUCUUGCCUUUGGACAGCUCCCCCUUUAGACCUUGCCAUCCUCUCGCUGCUUCCUUCCAGCACUGUUCCUUUUAUACAGACAUUCGUCCCCUUUCAACCAUCACAUCCCAGCUUUAGAUGCACAGGUCACGUGUUCGCCUCAAUGCUCAAUAAAACGACAAUGCG
Messenger RNA from Heteronotia binoei (common prickly gecko), 1442 nucleotides. It is a transcript of the gene TMEM91, whose product is annotated as transmembrane protein 91. The coding region runs from base 74 to 790 and encodes 238 amino acids. The transcript has 4 exons. Gene Ontology annotation, cellular component: intracellular membrane-bounded organelle; membrane. Lineage: Eukaryota; Metazoa; Chordata; Lepidosauria; Squamata; Gekkonidae. The record is from RefSeq and is a predicted model, not a curated record.